Messenger RNA from Ordospora colligata OC4, 2667 nucleotides. RefSeq names its product superfamily II RNA helicase. Lineage: Eukaryota; Fungi; Microsporidia; Ordosporidae. Bases 1 to 2667 code for a protein of 888 amino acids. Gene Ontology annotation, molecular function: RNA helicase activity; ATP binding; nucleic acid binding. Gene Ontology annotation, biological process: nuclear-transcribed mRNA catabolic process, 3'-5' exonucleolytic nonsense-mediated decay. The transcript has a single exon. Gene Ontology annotation, cellular component: Ski complex. The record is from RefSeq and is a predicted model, not a curated record.
AUGGACAAUGAAAAUACAAACAAAAGUGAGGUAAAUGCAGAGAGUGGAAUAACGAAUGUGCAGCGCACUGAAAAGAAGCAUUGUGUAAUGACGAAUCAGGGAUGGAUCCCUGAUGAUUACAAGAACUAUGUUAACGAAAGUAUUCUGAAUGUAAACUUUGAAACAGAUGCUUUUCAGAAGCAGGCAUUCUAUUUCUUGAGCAGAGGGAUGUCGGUGUUUGUGUCUGCACACACAAGCUCCGGAAAGACACUUGUUGCGGAGUAUGCGAUCUCGCUAUCUCAAUUUCAUGGCACACGAACGAUUUAUACGUCUCCAAUCAAGGCACUAAGCAACCAGAAGUACCAUGACUUUAAGAUGAAGUACAAGGACGUUGGGAUUGUAACUGGGGACGUGCAGGUGAAUCCUUCUGCAAAGUGCCUUGUGAUGACUACUGAGAUCCUGAGGAACAUGGUGUACAGGAACGGAGAUUUACUUAGAGAUACUGAGUUUGUUGUAUUUGAUGAGGUGCAUUACAUAAAUGACAGCGAUCGUGGAGUAGUGUGGGAGGAAUGCAUAAUUAUGCUUCCAAAGCACAUAAGUCUGAUUAUGCUGAGUGCGACGAUCCCAAAUGGACUUGAAUUCAGUGAGUGGGUUGGCAGAACACAGAGCAGGACUAUAUAUGUGAUAUCUACAAACAAACGAGCAGUUCCUCUGGAGCAUGUACUUUAUAGUGAUUGGAAUGUUUAUGCAAUUGAAGAUGAGACGGAGAAGAAAAGAGCAUCGAAUUUCAAGGAGGGACCAAUGCCUUUAAGCAAAAAGGCAAAGAUACAAGCAAGAUUCAAGAUAUGUGAUGUAGCAAACUUUAUCAUGAAGAAGCGUUUGGUGCCAGCGAUAUUUUUCUGCUUUUCUAAAAAAAAGUGUGAGGAAUAUGCAGAGAUUCUUGGACCAUUGAACUUGAAUGAUGAGCAGAGCAAGGGACAUGUGCGAGCAUUUUUAAACGAAGCUAUCAAGUGUCUUUCUGCAGAAGAUAGAUGCCUACCUCAGGUUGUAAGCAUGACAUCAAUGGUGAUGAAUGGAAUAGCGGUCCAUCACGGAUCUUUGCUUCCGUUUGUAAAAGAAUGUGUUGAGCUGUUGUUUUCAAUGAAUCUGGUGAAAAUAUUACUGGCCACAGAAACUUUUGCAAUGGGUGUGAACAUGCCUGCUAAGUGCUGUGUAUUUCUAUCUCUGAGUAAGAUUGAUAAUGGAACUUUUAGAUAUCUUUCGUCUGGAGAAUAUAUCCAGAUGAGUGGACGUGCAGGGAGGCGAGGUAUGGACGCUGUGGGUACUGUGAUGAUUGCGGAUCCAAAGCUACCGAAUAUUGAAGUGAUUAGAAGGAUUAUCAAGGGAUGUCCACUCAGCCUGUCAAGUCAAUUCAAGUUGAGCUUUGGAUUGAUAUUAUUGUCAUUGAGAUCUAAUGUUAAAGUUGAAGAGUUGAUGAGAAGAAGCUAUGGAGAGCACAGAAACCAGAAGAACUAUGACAAGGACAUGAAUAGACUACGGGAAUUGGAAGCAGAGGAUGAAGUGUGUGUUAAGUGUGGCGAUAUGAUGGAGUAUCUCUGCGCUAUUGAAGAAAUAUGCAGUAAGAACUGGAAGUUGAUUUGCAAGUCUCCUAUUUUGUGUAAGGGGACUAAGCUGUUGUUGAAAGACAAUUCUACAUGUGUAGUAAAUAGUGUGAAUGAAACUACUGUAACCGUGGAUAGAUGUGAGGAAGUGGAAGAAUAUAGAGAGAAUAUUGAGCAUGGACUGAGUGAAGGGGUUACUAAGCAUGAGCCAAAUGGUUCUGCUGGCUCUAUAGGGAUGCUUUUGUAUCCUAUAAGCAUUAGAAGGCCUUUGAACAAAAAUAAGGUGAAUGUGUCUGAAAUAUUUUGUGUUCUAAAAGAUGGGAGAUCAUUUUGGAAUUAUGGAUUGACAAAUGUGACAGAUGUGUUGGAAGUAAAGCGGCUUAGUGAGGUUUGUGCUAGCCUGGAAGGUAGGCAUGAUGGAUGUGAAAAGAUGAAGCAGCACUAUACAGAAGCAAUCACGAAGAUGAGUAAUAGAAGAGAAGCAGAGGCAAUAAGAACCAGAUAUAACAUUUCUAGUCUUCAUAUGAUUGAUGAAUAUAACAAACGCAUGGAGUUUUUAGCAAAGAGAGGAUUUGUGGAUGGAACAAUUACAUUGAAGGGAAAGGCUGCUGCAGAAAUCCGCACAGUUAACGAGGUGCUUGUAGUUGAGAUGAUAUUUUCAAAUGAGUUUGAAUUCAUGGAUGGAAAGAAGAUCAUAUCGUUGAUGUCUUCGAUGGUGUAUGAGGAAGCAUUGGAAAGCCCAGAAGAAGAGACCUUGUAUAAUGAAACAAAGAUGAUAGAGAAUUACUUUUUCGAGAUGUCUAAAGAGAUGAGCGAUCUUGGGAUUCCUCCGUUUGCAGCCUUGAACUUUUCAUUGGUGGAUGCCGUUCAUGAGUGGUGCUGUGGGUCAUCGCUCUCAAAAAUAGUGUCGAAGUAUGGAGUGCCUGAAGGCUCGUUUGUAAGGCUUAUAUUGAGGCUUGAAGAGUGCUGUAGAGAGUUGAUAAGUGUAGCAGUGAUGAUAGGUGAUAAGGAUCUUGAAAAAAAGAUUGAGGAUGCAUCUAAAUCCAUGAAGCGCGAUGUGAUAUUUUUACCAAGCCUGUACCUAUGA